UCACUUUCCCUUCCGCUGUAGCUUGCUCUCCUCCCGUCCCCACUGUCUGGGGCCACCCCGGAGGGGAGGGAGUGUGGCUGUAAUCCUGGGCGCCAGGGGCGCUCCCAGCAGCGAAAAGUGGAGCCCCUCCCCGGGGGCUAAACAGCGCCCGGCUGUGCGGCGUCACUCUCAUCCCCGCACCAGGCCUGUCUCGUUUCCUCUGUCGCGCAUUGUGGGCUUGGCUCUGUGCCGCCUGCCCUUUCACCUCCCACGCAGGGUCCCGGCCGCUUCCCAUACCCGGUCCCCGGUGCUUGGGAUGUUACCCGAUUGCCGCUGGGGACACCAAGGCACAAAGAGGGCUCGGGCCGCGUGGAAGGCCACCGGCGGGGGCUGAGUUGGCUUGUGGUCGUCCGCCCUCUGCCAGGUGACCCAGGGAUAGCAUUUCUCCGGAGCUGCUGCCCCCGCCCGGGGGGAUGGGCGCAACCAAGCCAGAUGGACGAGAAGACCAAGAAAGCCGAGGAGAUGGCCCUGAGACUCAGCCGGGCAGUGGCAGGCGGGGAUGAAAAGGUGGCAGUGCAGUGUGCCAUCUGGCUGGCAGAGCAACGGGUGCCCCUGAGUGUGCGACUAAAGCCCGAGGUCUCCCCAACACAGGACAUCAGGCUGUGGGUGAGCGUGGAGGAUGCUCAGAUGCACACAGUCAGCAUCUGGCUCACCGUGCGUCCUGACAUGACCGUGGCUUCCCUCAAGGACAUGGUAUUCCUGGACUACGGCUUUCCGCCUGUCCUGCAGCAGUGGGUGAUUGGGCAGCGGCUGGCCCGGGACCAAGAGACCCUGCACUCCCAUGGGGUGCGGCGGAAUGGGGACAGUGCCUACCUCUAUCUGCUGUCAGCCUGCAACACCUCACUCAACCCUCAGGAGCUGCAGCGGGAGAGGCAGCUGCGGAUGCUGGAAGAUCUGGGCUUCAAGGACCUCACGCUGCAGCCCCGGGGCCCUCUGGAGCCCGCCCCGACGAAGCCCGGAGUCCCCCAGGAGCCGGGGCGGGGCCAGCCCGACGCCACGCCCGAACCCCCGCCGGUGGGCUGGCAGUGCCCCGGCUGCACCUUCAUUAACAAGCCCACGAGGCCCGGCUGCGAGAUGUGCUGUCGGGCGCGGCCUGAGGCCUACCAGGUCCCUGCCUCGUACCAGCCCGACGAGGAGGAGAGAGCGCGCCUGGCGGGCGAGGAGGAGGCGCUGCGCCAGUACCAGCAGGGAGUGUCUGCAGGGCACCAUCCGCAACAGCCAGGAGGCCGAGGUCUCCUGCCCCUUCAUUGACAACACCUACUCGUGCUCAGGCAAGCUGCUGGAGAGAGAGAUCCGGGCGCUGCUGCCCCCCGAGGAUUACCAGCGGUUUCUGGACCUGGGUGUCUCCAUCGCGGAAAACCGCAGUGCCUUUAGCUACCACUGCAAGACCCCGGACUGCAAGGGAUGGUGCUUCUUUGAGGAUGAUGUCAACGAGUUUACCUGCCCGGUGUGCUUCCACGUCAACUGCCUGCUCUGUAAGGCCAUCCACGAGCAGAUGAACUGCAAGGAGUACCAGGACGACCUGGCCCUGCGGGCUCAGAAUGACGUGGCCGCCCGGCAGACGACAGAGAUGCUCAGGUCGAUGCUGCAGCAGGGCGAGGCCAUGCACUGCCCGCAGUGCCGGAUCGUGGUGCAGAAGAAGGACGGCUGUGACUGGAUCCGCUGCACUGUGUGCCACACGGAAAUCUGCUGGGUCACCAAGGGCCCGCGCUGGGGACCCGGGGGCCCAGGAGACACCAGUGGGGGCUGCCGUUGCCGGGUGAAUGGGAUUCCUUGCCACCCCAGCUGUCAGAACUGCCACUAGCUGAGGAUGGCCUGGUCCCCACGCUGACCCAGCCCCACAUCCCCAUGCUGCUGUGGGACAGGGCUGGUGCUUUGGCUCUGAUUUCUUCCCUGGGAGAUGCCUUUGCGCAUGGCUGAGACAGGCCUUGUAGAGACCAAGGCCCCCGAGCUGUGCGGAUGGCUUUGUUUGCAAGGGGUGUUGCAGGGGGCCCUGCCUAAGCUUGCGGUCGGUGUUGUCCAUGGCUGCGUCUGCCCCAGGGCCUUUGCCCUUCCUCUGGGGCUUGCCGGCCAGACCUCUCAGCUCUUCUCUGCGGCUCUUCCCUCCACCUGACCCAGACUUAAACACAGCCCUGCUGGAUGGAGCCUCUGAGAGCCCCGUGUGAGUCCACGCUCUCCCCCUUCCACCGCCCUCGUCUGCUGAACGCUGAGCACCCAGAGCCCACCGCUUCCCCAUCGGCUCUCUGGGGCUGACUCUCCUCUGUCUUUGCUGUCGGAGGCCUGUGGCGUGUUAGACAGCUGCUGCUAAGCCCGUUCGGAGCCAGGGGGAGACCUGGCGGUGUCUAAAGCACAGCGCAUCAGGUUCAGCUUCCAUGUCUCCCUCUUUGCUGCCUGUGUAAGCUAAUUAAAAUGGCUUUCCAGGAA
Molecule: messenger RNA, 2463 nt
Organism: Zalophus californianus (California sea lion)
Lineage: Eukaryota; Metazoa; Chordata; Mammalia; Carnivora; Otariidae
Gene: RBCK1
Product: RANBP2-type and C3HC4-type zinc finger containing 1
Exons: 11
Coding region: 821-1843 (340 amino acids)
Biological process (GO): positive regulation of canonical NF-kappaB signal transduction; proteasome-mediated ubiquitin-dependent protein catabolic process; protein linear polyubiquitination
Cellular component (GO): LUBAC complex
Molecular function (GO): ubiquitin binding; ubiquitin-protein transferase activity
Source: RefSeq, a predicted model, not a curated record